Aspergillus fijiensis CBS 313.89 is the source of this 2538-nucleotide messenger RNA. Its product is annotated as DNA-directed DNA polymerase IV. The record is from RefSeq and is a predicted model, not a curated record. The coding region runs from base 1 to 2166 and encodes 721 amino acids. Gene Ontology annotation, biological process: double-strand break repair via nonhomologous end joining. Lineage: Eukaryota; Fungi; Ascomycota; Eurotiomycetes; Eurotiales; Aspergillaceae. Gene Ontology annotation, cellular component: nucleus. The transcript has 4 exons. Gene Ontology annotation, molecular function: DNA binding; DNA-directed DNA polymerase activity.
AUGGCGUCCGCGGAUGCGGCCAAAAAGGCCUUCUUUGAGGGCUUGGAGCGGCUGGAUUCUUUGUCCGAGGACGAGGAAGACCGAAUGACUCUGAGAUCUCAUUCAAAGAUCAAGAAAGUGUUAAGAGAUGAGGGAUCCGCUGUCAUGAAGCUUAGGUCUACCGUCACGAAAACUGAAGUCCGAGUGAUUGCACCUUCCACUCUUGAAGCUUGCCCUGAGCGUAAGAAACGCCCUCGUUGCGUUGCUGCUGCUGCAAGAUCAGACGAGACUUUCACAGAAGUGACUGUGCAGAGCACCUCAAGGACAGCGGGAGAGAUGCCUCGAAAUAAGAAAGCUGUGCCUGUCUCGGGCAAGGGAAAACGACAAUGCUCGUCCAGGACCGUUCCGGAAGAGCAGCAGAUCUUCAAAGGUCUUGUCUUCUUCUUCUUUCCGAACAAGAGUGCCUCAGCCCUUCGACGCCUGCGUAUCCAGCGCGCGCAGGAUUACGGUGCUUCUGCUGCAGAAAACUGGGGCGACCAAGUCACUCAUGUUAUAGUGGAUAAGGGAAUCACUUUUCACGACGUCAAAAAGCAUCUCCAUGUCGAAUCAUUUCCGUCCACUGUCGCGCUCGUCGACGAAAGCUACCCUUCUGAGUGUGUCAAGUUUCGCACUGUGUUGAACACAGCUCAGGUUCGGUUCCGCGUCAGCGGUACACCUGUCCCUGCAGGAGAUAAAGGCUCUUCGCCUGUGAUUGAACCCUCAGGUGGUGAUUCCUUAUCGAUCAAACCGAGCCGACGAGAGCAGCAACAACAACACGAAACACAAUCGCAUACCGAGCUACACAGUCUGACUACUGAAGGACAAACUGCUGGGCGGCAGGCUACCGAACAACAAACCUCUGAGCUGUAUACUGCGGAGCAGGUGGUUGAGUGCUCGAAUGACCUACAUACUGUUUCCGAACCUGUUCGAGAGCAGGAUGCCUUGGAUGAUCUCAUCGAAGAAGCAAAGGCUGUAAAAGAUCUGCCGUUAGAUUCUGAGGAUGAGCAAAGUACGGCUGAAACAUCUGAUCCCGAGGCGUCUGACUCGGGCGAAUCACAGCCGAAGAAGAGGAAGAUGAGCGCACGUAGGAGUGAGGCGCAAUCUGACUGGCAGCAGAAUUUUGUAUGCAUGCAGAGGCAUGAUUCAAAGGCCAAUGCUGAAAAUGCAAACAAUCGGACCAUUGCCGUCCUACAGCAAAUGCUGGACUACUAUGAUCGAUCAGGUGACCAAUGGCGCACGCUCGCCUAUCGCAAGGCGAUCAGUGCCCUUCGGAAACAACCGAAGAAAAUUGCCACCAGAUCCCAGGCUUUGUCACUGCCAGGGAUUGGCACACGUCUGGCCGACAAGAUUGAAGAGAUUGUGUUCACGAAUCGCCUGCGUCGGUUGGAAAACGCCAACAGCACUCCUGAAGAUCGGAUACUCCUGGAGUUUCUAGGCGUCUAUGGGGCUGGCGUUUCCCAAGCCUCGAGAUGGCUUGCUCAAGGCUACCGGUCGCUGGAAGACCUGAAAGCCAAAGCGCCCCUUACGCAGAAUCAACGGGUGGGCGUGGAGCAUUAUCAUGAUUUCGCCCAGCGUAUUCCACGGAACGAGGUUGAAGUGCAUGGAGAGAUCGUGCGGGAGGCAGUGCGAAAGGCUGAUCCAGAGAUGCAGGUCAUUAUUGGGGGUUCCUACAGACGUGGUUCGUCCACUUCAGGCGACAUUGACCUGAUUAUCACCAAGCCCUCCGCUACGAUAGAGCAGAUUCGGACCAUCAUGAUCGAAACCGUCGUCCCGGGACUCUUCCAGGCAGGCUUCCUACAGACCAGCCUGGCUGCCACCUCCCGCGGCGAUGGAUCCAAAUGGCACGGGGCCUCGAAGCUUUCUAACGGUCGGCUCUGGCGACGGAUCGACCUGCUUUUCGUGCCCGGAUCUGAAAUCGGAGCAGCUUUGAUCUACUUCACUGGCAACGACAUCUUCAACAGGAGCAUGAGACUCCUGGCCAGCAAGAAGGGCAUGCGGCUGAACCAGCGAGGGCUUUACGCCGACGUGCUACGCGGACCUCAGCGAGUCAAACUGACCACAGGCCGGCUGGUCGAAGGACGCGAUGAGCGGCGAAUCUUCGAGAUUCUGGGAGUCCCUUGGUGGCCUCCCGAGCAUCGCAUCUGCUGAAGUGCCCAAAAUAUAUUUUUUUUGGUUUGGUUUACCUCAAGAGACACGUAGGGACAAGACGGGGAGCCAGGGUGACAGAUAACAUCGGAGCUGCCAGUGGGGAUCCAUUGAUGAUGCAUUUGCUUUUUUGUCAUCCCAGACCGACUUCUCUCCGUGCGUCAGAACUUUUCGCUGUAUGUGCUUGACAUACAUACACGGCAACAGCAGCGAGGAGGCCCGAAAUUCCCGCAGUGGAUAUGGAACUGGACGGCUGGGAUGGAAGGAGCCGGGGAGGGUUUUCUUUUUGGGAAACCUUUUUGUCUUUUCUGUUCUUUUGGCAUUGAUUUGUAUUUACGUUGAACUUGAGAUAGCCACUAGUAAUAAUGAUUCCAC